Molecule: messenger RNA, 1205 nt
Organism: Gossypium raimondii (Peruvian cotton)
Lineage: Eukaryota; Viridiplantae; Streptophyta; Magnoliopsida; Malvales; Malvaceae
Product: annexin Gh1
Exons: 5
Coding region: 93-1043 (316 amino acids)
Cellular component (GO): cytoplasm; cytosol
Molecular function (GO): calcium ion binding; calcium-dependent phospholipid binding
Source: RefSeq, a predicted model, not a curated record
GAAGGAAUUUGAUUGCUUUUAAUGUACUAUAAAGCGUUUUAAGGCUAUAGACAUUUUCCACAAUCACUGAAAACAAACCAAAGAAAGUUUCAAUGGCAACCCUCAAAGUUCCAGUUCACGUUCCUUCUCCUUCUGAGGAUGCUGAGCAACUUCGGAAAGCUUUUGAAGGCUGGGGUACGAACGAGCAAUUGAUUAUCGACAUAUUGGCUCACAGGAAUGCAGCACAGCGCAAUUCAAUUCGGAAAGUUUAUGGUGAAGCUUAUGGGGAAGAUCUUCUCAAGUGUUUGGAGAAGGAACUUACAAGUGAUUUCGAGCGGGCUGUGCUGCUUUUUACGUUGGACCCUGCAGAGCGAGAUGCUCAUCUGGCUAAUGAAGCUACAAAGAAGUUCACAUCAAGCAAUUGGAUUCUCAUGGAGAUAGCUUGCAGUAGGUCUUCGCAUGAACUACUCAAUGUGAAAAAGGCGUAUCAUGCUCGUUAUAAGAAAUCCCUUGAAGAAGAUGUUGCUCACCACACUACCGGAGAGUACCGCAAGCUUUUGGUCCCUCUUGUUAGUGCAUUCCGAUAUGAGGGAGAGGAGGUGAACAUGACAUUGGCAAAAUCUGAGGCUAAGAUACUUCAUGAUAAAAUCUCGGACAAGCAUUAUACCGAUGAGGAGGUGAUUAGGAUUGUAUCAACAAGGAGUAAGGCACAGCUCAAUGCAACUCUCAACCAUUACAAUACCUCAUUCGGCAAUGCUAUCAACAAGGAUUUGAAGGCUGAUCCCAGUGAUGAAUUCCUCAAAUUACUAAGAGCUGUGAUCAAGUGCUUCACCACCCCAGAGCAAUAUUUCGAGAAGGUUCUACGUCAAGCCAUCAAUAAGUUGGGAUCCGAUGAAUGGGCUCUUACCCGAGUCGUCACAACUCGUGCAGAGGUCGACAUGGUACGUAUUAAGGAGGCAUAUCAACGAAGAAACAGCAUCCCUCUCGAACAAGCAAUUGCUAAAGAUACUUCGGGUGACUAUGAGAAGUUUCUUCUUGCCUUGAUCGGAGCUGGAGAUGCAUGAACCGUCUUCGGUAUUAAGUUCCUCUGUAUGAAUGUCUAGUUUGCCUUAUCCGCUAUGACUUAAUAAUUUAUGCUUGGUUUUUCAUCGUUUUCAUUAUCUAAAGCAUUGCUUGCUUCCAUGAUAGAACAUUCAAAAUAAAAUGAUUGAGUUCGUUUACAGGUA